UGUCAGUAUCACACACACAUAUUCACAGGCAGGAGGAACCGCGCAGAGGACACGCGUGUUUUCAUCAUGUAGAAACAGACGGACUCGGCUUCAUCCUCAAACUUUGAACCAACAUGUUUCCUGCGCGGCAGCGUUGACUGCGAACACGGACUGACGCAUCCGGAUUAUCUGCACGUAAUAAAGAUACAAACACAGGGGCAGAAAAUGGCGACUGCAGACAUCCUCUUCUUCUCGUUGUGGAUUUUCACGUCCGUCGCCACUGGACUUGGAUGCCCCGAGCUCUGUACCUGCUCCAAUAAAUCCGGCGUCUAUCUUGGUGAUUGUUCCUACAGAGACUUAACUGAAGUCCCUGAUGAUUUUCCUCCUAUUAUAACAACUGUGAGUCUGUCCGCCAACAAGAUCAGUUUAAUACCAUUAGGGAGCUUUGACAAUGUCACCCAUGUGACGUCACUGUGGAUGGCCCACAAUGAGAUCGUCACCAUCGAACAAGGAACCCUCACUCCUCUGGUUCAUCUUCGAAACUUGGACGUGAGCCACAACAAAAUUGUGGACUUUCCUUGGGAGGAUCUUCAAAACCUCACCAGCCUGCAUCUGCUGAAGAUGAACAACAACGAGAUGUUCCACCUGCCCAGGGAUGCUUUCUCCAACCUCAAAGAGCUGAGAUCCCUCCGAAUCAACGAUAACAGAUUCACAACGAUAGCUGAGGGGACGUUUGAUAGUUUGAUGUAUUUGUCCCAUUUGCAAAUUUUUAAAAAUCCCUUUUCAUGCACCUGCUCCCUCGACUGGCUCAGAGACUGGAUUGCAACCACCAUCAUCUCAGUACCACAGCAGAAUUUAAUCACGUGUGCAUCUCCAGAGAAACUCAAAGGGGUACUGAUUGAAAAAUUGCCUGAGUCAAAGUGCACCAGCCCACAAGUCAUGAUACGAUCCCAGCCUAGUCACCGCACAGCUUUCCAUGAAGGCAGUUCAUUGUUCUUGACUUGUGAAUUCACUGGAAACCCAAAGCCGCUGGUCAUGUGGAGCAUCCGUAGCCAACGUCAGAAGCAGCAGGUGGCUCUGUCGUUCGCUGAGGAUGACUUGGCAGGAACGAGCGAUGACUCCUUACUGUCCAAUAAUCCAGUCAAAGUCUUCAAUAACGGGACUCUAAUCAUUUCACAUCUGAGGAGGAAAGACAGCGGCAACUACAGCUGCUCUGCCACAAAUGAAUUUGGGAGAGCGGAAGAUUUGGUGUCAGUGGAGACGGUGGCUUUACCAGAAGCAACUUACACAAAACAAACUUCCACAGACGCACCACCACUUUCACACAAGACAACAGACAGAAGAUCUGUUUCUGCGCAUCUUCCUGAUUUAAACACUAAAGACCUCAUAGACAUCGUGCCUACUUUGGCGCCAACCGCAGAGUUAAAAUCUUCUGAAGAGGCAACCAGGCAUCCAUCACACGCUAGCAAAUGUGGCUUGACGGCUAACACAACAUACAUUUCCAGCCAUGUUCUUAAUGGGAGCCUGGAAGAAGUCAAACAGUACACAUUCGACUUUGGCGUGAUUGCAUUAGGGGUGUCGGAAACAGAAGCGACAGUGCGGCUCAAUCCUCUGCUCAUACCGAGAGGUAGAAACGCCAAUCAGGAAGCCUGGGACGCCUCGCCUGAGAGCUUUGACGAUGGCAGCGAAGAGCAACAAGGUCUUUUAGACUUUUCCGAAAAUGUCCCAUCGAAUGGCUUGUAUCUGUGCAUUACUGGCGACCGCAAACACUCAGCCGUGCAGUGGUCAAGGAUCAAAGACGGCGUCAACACAUACGUCUUCAGUGAUUUGCGCCCUGGCACAAACUACUCCCUGUGUUUGACCUACCGAGGUGAGGACUGCGAGGUCCAGGUUCUCUUCACCACCAGGAGGAGGGUAUCCAACCUGCUCAUCAUCAUCUCGGUCAGCAUCUGCCUCCUCACCGUUUCCACGGUGCCUCUCCUCGGUGCCACCUGCUUCCACCUGGUGUACAAAUACCGCAGCAAGACGUACAAGCUGAUCCUGAAGGCCAAAGACCAGUACCACAUGGAGAGGAACCUCACCGUCAACUUCAACACCCACGCACCUCACAACGACUACAAGAGGAAGCUCAACGGCAGCCACCUGGACGAGGAGGAGGGGGAGACCGAGACGGAGAGCGGUGACGGAGAGAGAGAGGCUGACACAGAAGAAAGUAUCAUGACAGAAUCUUUUACUUUGUCCCAGUGCCGAGGGAAUCUCGACAGCUGUGAGGUAGGAUCAGAGUAUAGCGAUAGGUUGCCGUUGGGAGCAGAAGCAGUGAAUAUUACAAGCAACUAGAAAUAUCCAAAUUGUACAUGUUUCUUUAGCGAUGUUUUGCAUUCAUUUAGAGAGUUUUUUUCCAAUGUGUGCCAAUUAUUUAAGCUCCCUCGAGCUGGCAAAGGCAGCCAAGAAACACUAUGUUGUUCCUUUGCUGUCUUACAAAACUCUAAAUUUAUACUCGCUUAAAAAAAAAUUCCAAAAACUACAACAUUCAGUCACUAUAAAGCUGCUUGGCGUUGUUGACUCUGUGGACAAACAUUUAAGU
Molecule: messenger RNA, 2563 nt
Organism: Labrus mixtus (cuckoo wrasse)
Lineage: Eukaryota; Metazoa; Chordata; Actinopteri; Labriformes; Labridae
Product: immunoglobulin superfamily containing leucine-rich repeat protein 2-like
Exons: 2
Coding region: 205-2316 (703 amino acids)
Molecular function (GO): protein binding
Source: RefSeq, a predicted model, not a curated record